Cheilinus undulatus (humphead wrasse) is the source of this 1506-nucleotide messenger RNA. It is a transcript of the gene btg3, whose product is annotated as B-cell translocation gene 3. The transcript is spliced from 5 exons. Lineage: Eukaryota; Metazoa; Chordata; Actinopteri; Labriformes; Labridae. Gene Ontology annotation, cellular component: cytoplasm; nucleus. The record is from RefSeq and is a predicted model, not a curated record. Gene Ontology annotation, biological process: negative regulation of mitotic cell cycle; negative regulation of cell population proliferation. Bases 122 to 823 code for a protein of 233 amino acids.
UGUAUCUCAAGGCUUCUUAUGUUGGCUAACUUCCCCUCACCAUUCAUUUUACUCACAUGCGGGAGGAGGAGAACAACAACUGAAAAGAGGCUGUCUGGAAGUAAUGAAACAUAUGUGAAAUAUGAGGAGAGAAAUAGCAGCUGUGGUGUUUUUCCUGAAGAGGCUUGUGAAAAGAGGGGAGAAGUUGGAGUCAGAGAAGGUGGAGCUGUUUGUUGAGAGGCUGGCUGUCGCUCUGCAGGAGAAGUUCAAGGGUCAUUGGUACCCUGAAAACCCAAGCAAAGGACAGGCAUAUAGGUGUAUCCGUGUGAACCGGUUUCACAGGCAGGAUCCAGAGCUUCUUCGGGCCUGCCAUGAGAGCGGUGUUCAGUACAGGGACCUCGGACUGCCUCGUGAACUCACAUUGUGGGUGGACCCUGGGGAGGUCUGCUGCAGAUAUGGAGAACAGAACCCUUGCUUCUCAGUGGCCAGUUUCUCUAAUGAUGAGGAGGAGGACAAAGAUGUUGCAAAGAAGGUGACGAGCGCUUUGGAGAGGGUGACGUCAGACUAUCACUCAGGUUCUUCAUCUGAUGAGGAGGGCAUGCGCACCUCCCCCCUCACUGUUCCCAACAGCCGCUGUACUAAACAGACAAUGAAUCCUGCAGCUCCUACAUGGCAUCCGAAGAAGAUGGUUCCAGGGAAAGGUCACAUGGUUCCCCGGCCUCAGUACACAUUCAGGCCUCGCAGCAGAGCUCCUCACACUUUAAGGCACACCCUGUGGGUCCCUCCAGGCCACCAUGGAGGAUACUGGGACACAAACCCACAUCUGGCACACUGUUACAGUUAGAAAUUAUUGUGCUGGCUGAUCACAAUGGACUGAAGACAAGUUUAAGAUGACUGACCAAUGUUUUUAAACUGGAAUUUUUAUAGCUUAAAUAAUGUUUUUGACAGAAGUCAUUUUUUUGCACUUUAGACCAUUUGUUAGAGUUGAAAUCUAUCACUUGUAUGGAUUAGAUAUUGAAAUUUUAAUACUACACAUGUAGACUCGAUGUACUGUAUUUUUCUUACCAUGGGAGCAAUGAUGCAAGCCACCUAGUGUCCUUUGUGAUGAAAUGUUUUAUUUAUUCAUAGUGUAGGAUUGUCAGAUGUAUAGGCUUAAAUUAAUGGAGUUUUAUUAAACACAGUUUCCAAGCAUCAUCAUGCUUUAUUUAUUCUCAUGGUGUUUUCUGUAACUUAACAACUGUUAAUUGUAAUGCUGGGGUUAUGUUGUUCUUGCAGUAGUUUUAUUUUUAACUACACGUUGACAUUGUUGAAGAGAAAUGAGUAAAACAUGCACCAAUAUUUGAAAUAUUUUGACACUGUUUUGAUGUAAAAUGUAUAUUUGACUAAGAAAUGUUUGUAGCACUACUCAAAUGGUUUAAUAUGCAUAUUGUGAUAUUAUUUAGCAUAAAUGUUCUGCUCACUAGAAUAUUUUUUAAGUUUAUUCCUUGAAUACUUUAAGAACUACAAAUAAACUUUAUUACACAGUGA